Molecule: messenger RNA, 1612 nt
Organism: Styela clava
Lineage: Eukaryota; Metazoa; Chordata; Ascidiacea; Stolidobranchia; Styelidae
Source: RefSeq, a predicted model, not a curated record
UAUAAGGGCUAUUGGAUUUUGCUCGCUUUAAACGUCAAUCCUUCUAAAAAAGAUUGGCUUGAAGACUUUAAGGAAUGGAUUGUCCCUGCAGAUGAUAAAAACAAGGCCUUUUGUAAGUUCUGCAGAUUCACUGGAAUAUUAUAGAUAAGUUGAAAAACUCUGUGCACGAUGAUAACUCCUCUGGAUAUUUUAUCAAUCGAAACAUGGCUUCUGAUAGCAAGCGUGGUAUUGCUAAUCAGGUAUUAUUUGAACUACAAAUGGAGUUACUUCGAAAGACUCAAUAUUCCUUACGAAACACCAUCUGUAAGAGAAAUUGGAAGCAUGCGAACUGCCUUUAGUAGAGAUAAAGCGUUUGACUUCGAUAACGAAUGUAAGAAGAAGCACGGUAAUAUAUGGGGGCUUUUUGCAGGACUGUCACCCUGUAUAACAAUACAUGAUCCUGAUAUUUUGAGACAAAUUUUCAUCAAAGAAUUCUCAACAUUUCCAGAUAGAAAGAAAACACUAAGCAAAAUAAGCGGAAAAGAAAUGAACAGCGGACUGUCUAACUUGCAUGGUAAACAAUGGAAACGAGUAAGAUCGACUAUGACACCGACGUUUUCCUCUUCAAAACUGAAGCAAAUGUGUGGUAUAAUCGACUGGUGUGCCGGCAAUACUGUUGAUGCACUCAAUAGAAAAAUCGAGAAUAACAACGGGGUGUUUAAUUCAAAAGAAAUCUUUUCUCGUCUUUCAUUGGAUAUAGUAUGCUCAGCAGCAUUCAGCACGAACGCUCAUUCACAAGAUGACAGAGUAGAAGAGCCAGAAAUUUCAAAACAUGCCAAGAGAAUGUUUUCCGGAAAUUUACGAAGCCCGUUGCUAUUUUUGCUAUUUAUUUUUCCACAACUUGAAAAACUUGUUGAAAAAUUUAAUUAUUCAAUAUUUAAUAAAGAAGGUUUGAACUACUUUAAAAAGCUAUCACAUCACGUGAUAAAGCAACGACAGGAAAAUCCACACGGACAAACACGAGUAGAUCUCAUGCAAUUGAUGUUAGAUUCUGAGGUAUCGAAAGAUAAAAUAAAAGAAGGUUCAGAAAAAGGAAUGACAAAAGCAGAAAUUGUCGGAAAUUCAAUGUUAAUGAUAUUGGCCGGAUACGAAAAUACAGGAAAUGUAAUGAGCUGGACAGCCUAUAAUUUUGCUCAGCAUCCGGAUAUACAGGUCAAAGUUCAAGAAGAAAUUGAUGAAAUGAUGAAAAUCCAUGGCAAAUUUGACUACCAAAGUGUGACUAACCUGAAGUUCUUGGAUAUGUGUAUCAACGAAACACUCAGACUUUACAUGCCGAUUUUAAAGAAUGCUCGAGUCUGUGAUAACGAGAUCACUAUCAACGGAUUAACAAUUCCAAAGGGAGUGUUGAUAAGUGUACCGUCGUAUGGACUAGCGCACGAUCCUGAAUAUUGGGAAGAGCCUUAUAAAUUCAAACCUGAAAGGUCAAUUCCUCAGCUUGAUGAAUAAAAAUACUUAUCGAUGCUAGUGUGUUGACAAUCACUUUGAGUCGUAUUAUACUGUUUUCGUAUAUAUUCGAUAUUAUUUAUCAUCACUUUCAGGAUGCGAGACAUGAACCAAAUCGACCCAAUGAUGU